Molecule: messenger RNA, 588 nt
Organism: Raphanus sativus (radish)
Lineage: Eukaryota; Viridiplantae; Streptophyta; Magnoliopsida; Brassicales; Brassicaceae
Product: calvin cycle protein CP12-1, chloroplastic-like
Exons: 1
Coding region: 57-437 (126 amino acids)
Biological process (GO): negative regulation of reductive pentose-phosphate cycle
Cellular component (GO): chloroplast
Source: RefSeq, a predicted model, not a curated record
CUCUUCUCCUUACGUCAAAAAAAAAAACUCUCUUCCUAUCCUAAGAUCCUCCAACGAUGACAACCAUAGCUGCAACCGGUCUCAACGUCGCAACUCCAAGAGCGUUCGUUCAACCGGUAGUGGCUCGUCUAUCGGCCCCGGUCCGUCUGAACUACCCUUGGAAAUUCAGUUCGAUGAAGAGGAUGGUUAUGUCUGUUAAGGCGACAUCGGAGGGAGGCAUAUCGGAUAAGGUGGAGAAGAGUAUUCAGGAAGCGAAAGAGACUUGCGCCGAUGAUCCAGUGAGCGGCGAGUGUGUGGCGGCGUGGGACGAGGUGGAGGAGCUGAGUGCGGCGGCGAGUCACGCUAGGGACAAGAAGAAGGCUGGUGGAUCCGAUCCUUUGGAGGAAUAUUGCAGUGAUAAUCCUGAGACCGAUGAGUGUCGUACUUAUGAUAAUUAAAACAUGUUUUGAAAAUUUAGGUACUUGUGUCGGAUCAUCUUUCUUCUUGUUGCUGUUGUUGUCGUCGUGUAUGGUUUGGUUUUGGUUUGUUUUGGUGCUUGUAAUGUGAUGAAUAGUACAAGUGCAAUACAUAUGAGAUGUUUCAUAGAUC